Auanema sp. JU1783 is the source of this 411-nucleotide messenger RNA. NCBI's taxonomy places the organism in Eukaryota, Metazoa, Nematoda, Chromadorea, Rhabditida, Rhabditidae. The record is from the annotation of a GenBank genome assembly.
AUGCGUCUUCUCAUCCUCAUCGCUCUGUUCGGCAUGACUGUCGCUAUGCGACAACAGGCUGUCGGAAUCAAAGGAAAGCUCAUGUGCGGACCUCAACCUGCUUCUGGAGUUAAAGUUAAGCUCUGGGAUGAAGAUGAUGGGCCAGACCCAGACGAUGUUUUGGAUGAAGGCUACACUGCUGGAGAUGGUAGCUUCCAACUUCAAGGAUCCGAAAGAGAAUUGACCAACAUCGACCCCGUAUUCAAAGUAUAUCACGAUUGCGAUGAUGGUAUUAAGCCCGGACAGCGCAAAGUCAAGUUCAGAAUCCCAGACAAAUACAUCAGCGCUGGAGGUGUUCCUAAGAAGAUCUUUGACAUCGGAAUUUUGAACUUGGAGACCAUCUUCCCCAAGGAAGAGAGAGAUCUUCUGUAA